This is a messenger RNA of Dermacentor andersoni, 1302 nucleotides long. RefSeq lists its product as uncharacterized. NCBI's taxonomy places the organism in Eukaryota, Metazoa, Arthropoda, Arachnida, Ixodida, Ixodidae. The record is from RefSeq and is a predicted model, not a curated record.
AUGGCAACGAAGGCGCGCUUCAACAGGCAUAUGGCCAAGUUUAUGUCUCCUUUCCUUCAAGUGAACUUGGAAGAGAACGAGGGAGAUGUCUCCUCCGGAGGAGGCGGCGGCGGUGAUGGCGGUGGCGGUGGCGGUGGCCGUACCUCCUACGAUCCCCCUGACAUCGUUGUUCCCGCAGCGCCAGCGUCUAAUCGCUCUACUCCCAUCAUACCGACACGCCGACCACAAGCCCAGAGGCCCAGCGCGCAUCCUGCCGCCGACCCCGUGCCUAAGCCAGCGCCCCCUCCUACCCAACGCUCUCGAGCCCCCGCUGAAGCGGCCAAACCCACGCCCCCUCCUACCCAACGCCCUCGACCUCCAGCUCAACCGACCAAACCCACGCCCCCUCCUACCCAACGCUCUCGAGCCCCUGCUCCACCGGCCAAACCCACGCCCCCUCCUACCCAACGCUCUCGAGCCCCAGCUCCACCGGCCAAACCCACGCCCCCUCCUACCCAACGCUCUCGAGCCCCAGCUCCACCGGCCAAACCCACGCCCCCUCCUACCCAACGCUCUCGAGCCCCCGCUCCAGCGGCCAAACCCACGCCCCCUCCUACUCAAAGCUCUCUAUCCCCAGCUCCAGCGGCCAAACCCAGGCCCCCUCCUCCUCAAAGCUCUCGAGCCCCUGCUCCAGCGGCCAAACCCACGCCCUCUCCUACCCAACGGUCUCGAGCCCCAGCUCCAGUGGCCAAACCCACGCCCCCUCCUCCCCAAAGCACUCGAACCCCAGCUCCAGCGGCCAAACCCACGCCCCUUCCUCCUCAAAGCUCUCGAGCCCCAGCUCCAGCGGGCAAACCCACGCCCCCUCCUCCUCAAAGCACUCGAGCCCCAGCUCCAAUGGCCCAGCCCACGCCACCUCACGCCCCGACACCUAGUUCUGCGACCACGACCACGCCUACUCCUCUCAUGUGCUCGGUGUCUGAGACGGCCACACUGGCCAUACAGUACCCGGACGACAACCUGUGCGACAUCCUCAUGUACACCCACGUUCACGCCGUAGACAACCUGGUUGGGGCGGUCGACGACAUGGUGAGCUUCGACAUGUUCACCUCGGUGUGCGGCUCACGAUAUUCGAAGACCACCUGUGGCCUUUCGUUCGACUCACGCUUCAUCACGCCGGCGAAGUUGACGACCCAGCUAUGGAGGGACGUUGUCGCCUUACGGAAGUCGAACGUCAUGCAUUUGGGCAUCCUCAAUUUGUACGACAAGCCCUACACGGUCCUCGGCUAUGCUGCCAACGCGGAAGAAGUUCUCAAGGUAUGA